AUGGAGUCUUCUCUCAAGAAAUUGUUUUCUCUUUUUUUCCAAGCUUUCUUCUGCUUUGCUACCACGUUCCAUUUGCUUGCUUUCGCUGCAAUUGCGAAUGUGCCUGUUAAUAAUGAAGCAGAGGCUCUUCUAAAAUGGAAAGCCACUCUGGAUAUGCAUAGCCAGGAUGUCCUGUUGUCCUGGAGAGGAGGUACACCUUGCACCAAUUGGUCUGGAAUCUAUUGCAAUAAUGGUGGAAACGUUAUUAACAUAACCAUUACAGAUUCUAGUUUGAAAGGUACGCUUCAUAACCUGAAUUUAUCAUCCUUUCCCAAUCUUAUCGAGCUUAAUCUCCGUAACAACUCACUUUAUGGUUCCAUUCCUUCAAAUGUCGGUAACCUUUCCAAGCUCAAUAUUCUUGAAUUGUCUUACAAUACUUUCUCCGGAAACCUUCCAUCUGAAAUAGGUUUGCUUAGAAGUCUUGUUGGCUUUUCAAUAGCUGAGAACCGUAUGCAUGGCAACAUCCCUCAAGAGAUUGGCAAGCUUAUUUCACUUGUUAGGCUCUUAUUGUUUGGAAAUCAUCUGACAGGCUCAAUCCCUGCUUCCAUGGGAAAUUUAUUCAACUUAAUCGAUCUUUACCUAGGUGACAAUCUACUUUCAGGUUCCAUACCACUAGAAGUUGGAAGGAUGACAUCUCUUGCUGAUUUUGAUGUUUCAAACAAUACCCUUACUGGUCCGAUCCCUAAAUCCAUUGGAAACUUAAGCAACUCUCUGGUUUAUUUUUACCUCUAUGGAAAUCAACUGUCUGGUUCCAUUCCCAUGGAAAUAGGCAACCUGCGUAGGCUUACUACACUUCAGCUUUUAGACAACAAUCUUGUUGGUGCAAUCCCUUCUUCCAUUGGAAACCUUACCAACUUAAAUAGUCUCUUAUUGCAAAAUAACCAGCUUUCUGGUCCCAUACUUCAUCAAGUUGGAAUGUUGACAUCACUCACUACACUUGAUUUAUCUUCCAAUAAUCUCAAUGGUGCAAUCCCUCCUUCCAUAGGAAACCUUACCAAGUUAAAUAAUCUCUUCUUGCGAAAUAACCAGCUUUCUGGUCCCAUACCUCAUCAAGUUGGAAUGUUGACAUCACUCACUACACUUGAUUUAUCUUUCAAUAAUCUCACUGGCCAAUUACCCCAAAAUGCAUUCAUUGGUGGUGAACUAGUACAAUUUGCUGCGGUUGACAAUUUUUUGACGGGUCCAAUUCCAAGAAGUUUGAAAAACUGUAGCAAAUUGUCAAGGUUGAGGCUUGAUAGAAACCAACUCACUGGAAGUUUAUCUAUCGGCGCACUCCCGCACUUGAAUUAUAUAGAUUUGAGUGAUAAUAAAUUCUCUGGUGAACUUUCAUGGCAAUGGAAAGAUCUUAAGAAUUUGUCAGCAUUUAAAGUCUCAAAUAACAAAAUCUCUGGCCAAAUUCCAUCUGAUAUUUGGACUGCACCUCAGCUGCAGUUACUUGACCUCUCUUCGAAUCAGCUUGUCGGGUCGAUUCCCAUAGAAUUAGGGAAGUUAAAGUUGUUGGAACUCAUUCUCAACAAUAACCAGAUUUCAGGAAACCUUCCUCCAGAAAUAGGAAUGUUGUCUGAUCUUGAAAUUCUCAACAUGGCAGCCAACAAUUUAAGUGGAUCGAUUCCCAAGCAAAUUGGAGAAUGCUCAAAACUAUGGUUUUUGAACCUCAGCAACAACAAAUUUACAGGACCGAUUCCUUCAGAAAUUGGAACCUUGCACACUCUACAAGACCUUGAUCUGAGUCAAAAUUUGUUGAUGAAAGAGAUACCGCAACGAAUUGGAGACUUACAAAGACUCGAGAUGUUGAACCUCUCUCAGAAUUUGCUAUCAGGUUUGAUUCCAGCUACUUUUGAUAACUUGUUGAGCUUGACCCUGGUGAAUCUAUCUUUCAAUGAACUAGAGGGUCAAAUUCCAAAGAUUAAAGCUUUUCAAGAUGCUUCUUUCGAAGAACUCAGAAAUAACAGAGGCCUUUGCGGUAAUAACACAUACUUAAAGGCCUGUGUUUUUCCUCCAACAGAAGAAUUCAAAGUCAAAAGUGACAGCAAGGUAGUCCUUCUUGUUAUUCUGCCUCUUUUGGGCGUUCUCCUUCUAUUGUUUGUCUCCGUCGGUAGUUUUUUUGUUCUCCGCAAAAGAUCUAAAAUCAGAAAAGCUCAACAAAGAGAGCCACGUUGUGAAGUAAUGUGGACUCCUUAUGAUAGAGAUAUGGAAUAUGAAAACAUUGUACAGGCAACAGAGGAUUUCCACUCCAAGUACUGCAUUGGCGUAGGGGGAUAUGGGACUGUCUACAAAGCAGUGUUUCCGACAGGUCGAGUAGUCGUCGUGAAGAAACUUCACCAAUCACAUAAUGGGGAGCAAAUGGCAGAUCUGAAAGCAUUUACCAGUGAAAUUCGUGUGUUAACAGAGAUUCGUCAUCGGAACAUUGUCAAGUUACAUGGCUUUUGUUCCCACGCAAAAUGCUCCUUUCUGAUUUAUGAGUUCAUCGAAAGAGGAAGUCUGAAAAAGGUACUGAGCGACAGGGAGGAAGCAAUGGAGUUUGGUUGGAAUAAGAGGCUAAAUGCAGCGAAAGGAAUUGCUGAUGCAGUGUCGUAUAUGCAUAACGACUGCUCGCCUCCAAUCGUUCAUCGAGACGUUUCCAGCAAUAAUAUUCUGCUGGACUUGGAAUUUGAAGCUCGUGUCUCUGAUUUUGGAACUGCUAGGCUGUUGAUGCCGGACUCGUCGAAUUGGACUUCAUUUGCUGGCACAUUCGGAUAUGCAGCUCCAGAGCUAGCGUACACGAUGAUUGUAAAUGAAAAAUGCGACGUUUACAGCUUUGGAGUGGUGAUACUAGAAAUAUUAAUGGGAAUGCAUCCGGGUGACCUCCUCUCAUCUCUUUCAUCGUCGACAUUGUGUCCAUCAAUCGAGCAUCAAAUUCUAGUGAAGGAUUUGAUUGAUCAACGCCUGCCGAUUCCUAAAAAAGAAAAUGCUCAAGGAGUGAUCCAUGUUGCAAUACUUGCAUUUGCAUGCCUGAAUCCCAAUCCUCAAUGUCGGCCUACCAUGAGUCGAGUUUCGUCUCAAUUAGUCCGUAAAUGGCAUCCGCUGACAAAGCCGUUUUUAUCAGUGACAUUGGGAGAAAUUCUGAUCCAUGAAUCUCCCAAUUGCUAAGCCUUCCCAAAAUUUUGUUGUAUUAUUAUGUUUGUAACUUCAUUUCUUUACUUGCUUUAUUUGCCUUGUAAAAUGCUAUUAUUGCAGCUCAUGAACACAGCUGAAAUUUAAGAAAUCAGUAUCUAUACUUUUGUUUGAUAUA
This is a messenger RNA of Mercurialis annua (annual mercury), 3310 nucleotides long. Its product is annotated as MDIS1-interacting receptor like kinase 2-like. Gene Ontology annotation, molecular function: protein binding; protein kinase activity; ATP binding. The transcript has 2 exons. Lineage: Eukaryota; Viridiplantae; Streptophyta; Magnoliopsida; Malpighiales; Euphorbiaceae. Gene Ontology annotation, biological process: hormone-mediated signaling pathway; protein phosphorylation. Bases 1 to 3168 code for a protein of 1055 amino acids. The record is from RefSeq and is a predicted model, not a curated record. Gene Ontology annotation, cellular component: plasma membrane.